Momordica charantia (bitter melon) is the source of this 1778-nucleotide messenger RNA. RefSeq names its product 5'-adenylylsulfate reductase 1, chloroplastic. Gene Ontology annotation, biological process: L-cysteine biosynthetic process. NCBI's taxonomy places the organism in Eukaryota, Viridiplantae, Streptophyta, Magnoliopsida, Cucurbitales, Cucurbitaceae. Gene Ontology annotation, molecular function: phosphoadenylyl-sulfate reductase (thioredoxin) activity. The record is from RefSeq and is a predicted model, not a curated record.
CUUUCGUUCCAGUAUCAAUGCGGUCUGAAAGGCAAAGAGAAACACAAAUUUGAUAACAAAGAGCCGAAGAAGCUCUUAGAGCCACACCGAUUCUACAAUACAAUGGCGCUUGCUGUUGCCGCUGCUUCUUCUUCUUCAAGUUCUGCAAUUACCGGUUCCAGUUUCUCCCGUUCGAUUGCCGCCUCUGACCCUAAAGCUCCGCAAAUCGGUUAUCUUAGGUUGUCGAGUCGGCCUAAUGUACCAGCGUCGUCUGUGAAUUAUUAUUCCCAGAGACGAUGCUCUGUAGAGCCUCUACAUGCCGAACCAAAACGGAGCGAUUCCGUUGCUCCUCUGGCAGCAACCUCCGUUGCCCCCGGGGUGGUUGAGCAAGCGGAGGUUGAGGACUACGAGUCAUUAGCUAAAGACCUUGAAAAUGCUUCCCCCCUUGAAAUUAUGGACAAAGCCUUAGAGAAAUUUGGCAAUGAUAUUGCAAUUGCGUUCAGUGGUGCUGAAGAUGUUGCUUUGAUCGAGUAUGCCCAUCUAACUGGUCGACCAUUUAGAGUUUUUAGCUUGGAUACUGGAAGAUUGAAUCCAGAAACAUACAAAUUUUUUGAUGAAGUGGAAAAGCAUUACGGUAUCCAUAUUGAGUACAUGUUCCCCGAUGCUGUUGAAGUUCAAGCAUUAGUCCGAACCAAAGGGAUGUUUUCUUUUUACGAGGAUGGGCACCAGGAAUGCUGCCGUGUGCGGAAGGUGAGGCCUCUGAGGAGGGCCUUGAAGGGGCUACGAGCAUGGAUCACUGGUCAAAGGAAAGAUCAAUCCCCUGGUACCAGGUCUGAAGUUCCUGUAGUUCAGGUGGACCCUGUUUUUGAAGGGCUGGAUGGUGGCGUUGGUAGCCUGGUUAAAUGGAAUCCAGUAGCUAAUGUUGACAGUAAAGACAUAUGGAACUUUUUACGAUCCAUGAAUGUGCCUGUUAACACAUUGCACUCGCAAGGAUAUGUCUCAAUUGGCUGUGAACCAUGCACAAGACCCGUCUUGCCAUGGCAACACGAGAGGGAAGGAAGAUGGUGGUGGGAGGAUGCGAAGGCUAAGGAAUGUGGUCUUCACAAAGGAAAUCUUAAGCAGGAAGACGCAGCCGAGCUUAAUGGCAACACAAAUGGAGCUGCCACAAAUGAGGACAUUUUUGAGUCUCAGAAUUUGGUGAGCUUGACUAGAGCUGGAAUAGAGAAUUUGGCUAGAUUGGAGGGUAGGAAAGAACCAUGGCUUGUUGUUCUGUACGCACCAUGGUGCCGCUUCUGUCAGGCAAUGGAGGCAUCCUAUGUUGAAUUAGCUGAGAAGCUAGACGGGACAGGAGUUAAGGUUGGGAAGUUUAGAGCUGAUGGCGAUGAAAAAGAGUUUGCACAGCGAGAAUUGCAGCUCGGUAGCUUCCCCACCAUACUAUUCUUCCCUAAACAUUCCUCUCGGCCGAUCAAGUACCCCUCCGAGAAGAGAGAUGUUGAGUCGCUUACGGCCUUUGUAAAUGCUUUCCGAUGAUUGAACCAGAAUGUUUCUGCAAUUAAUCUAUACACAGCCCAAAUGAGCUCGUGGUCCAGGUUGAGUCAAUUAUACAGUUGACACAAGUUGCAGUCUAAAAUAUUCGCAUAAUCAAAGAGUAUCGUUGUCCCAUGUAGAUUUUGGGGUUUGUGUUAAGUCGUCUUUCUAUGUGUUAGCUCAGUAAAUAUCCGUCUAUGAUUGAUUGUUGUAAUCAAAUCAAACUAUGGAUAAAGAGUACGUUGUUUGUUAUGAAAUUCGGCUUUGAUUAA